Messenger RNA from Gigantopelta aegis, 963 nucleotides. RefSeq lists its product as uncharacterized. Bases 1 to 963 code for a protein of 320 amino acids. Lineage: Eukaryota; Metazoa; Mollusca; Gastropoda; Neomphalida; Peltospiridae. The transcript has a single exon. The record is from RefSeq and is a predicted model, not a curated record.
AUGUGGCAAAGCCUUCUGGGCCUGUUGACUUCAGCCCAGGACUUGACCUUACGGGGUCGCCUACAGUUACGACGUUUACAAGUCUUCCUGAAUCCGUACAUAGUAUUGAACAACCCCAGUCUGUUGAUCACUCUACCCGACAAUCUUCAACACAGUCUACAAUGGUGGAUGACUCCGUCGAAUGUCUUAGGAAGAGUCUCUUUGGUGCCAUUCCAAAUGACUCACCAUCUGUUUGUGGACGCUUCAAGAGAAGGUUGGGGAGCACAUCUCAACAGUCAGACAGCGUCAGGGCUGUGGUCUGCUGAGGAAUCAAGUUUUCACAUCAAUGUGCUAGAGCUUCUGGGAGAGUUCAACGUGAUACGUCAUUGGCGUCAUCUCUUGAUAAAUGCAACACUAAUGGUAGCAACCGACAAUGUGACAGCGGCGGCUUACAUCAGUCGUCAAGGGGGAACUCAUUCCAGCAGCCUACUCGAUCUGACUUAUCGUUUGUUCAAGAUGACAGAUGCCAUUCCGCUACAUCUCGGAGCACGACACAUCCCAGGAGUGUCAAAUGUUCUGACCGAGUGGAUGCUCAAUCCGGAAGCGUUCCGGUGGGUUUGUCAAAGACUGUGGACUCAGUUCAAUCAUCAACUAAGACUGUAUGUGUCGCCGGUACCGGAUUCCAACGCACUGGAUCUCGACGCCUUGGCCAUCAGCUGGGACAAUCUGGACACGUAUGCUUUUCCGCCUCCAAUAUUACUACCACGAGUCCUCCAGCGAUUUCAGGAGUUCCAUUGUCGAUUACUUCUCAUCGCUCCAAAUUGGCCAAGCAGAAUCUGGUAUCCAGACCUACGUCUUGCAGAACCAGAUCCUCUACCGCUACCAGAUUGGGAUUGCCUCUUGCUUCAUCCCACGUCGAGACAGCAUCAUCCAAAUCCAAGCUUGUAUCAACUAGACGCGUGGACAUUAUCUCCGAGGGUUUAA